Molecule: messenger RNA, 7991 nt
Organism: Hemibagrus wyckioides
Lineage: Eukaryota; Metazoa; Chordata; Actinopteri; Siluriformes; Bagridae
Gene: scap
Product: SREBF chaperone
Exons: 23
Coding region: 272-3952 (1226 amino acids)
Biological process (GO): SREBP signaling pathway
Cellular component (GO): Golgi membrane; endoplasmic reticulum membrane
Molecular function (GO): sterol binding; protein binding
Source: RefSeq, a predicted model, not a curated record
AUGUUGUGCGCACACACACACACACACACACACACAGAGAGCUAACAUGAAUCUGUCAAAAUAGUGCAUACACACACACACACACACACACACGACUCUGCUUUAAUACCCUGUAUUAGAACUGUAAAAACAGCAGCGCAGACCGUGAAAUAAAUCGCUUAUAAAGGAAGAAGAGAAUCUUUUCGGGGUGCCCGGAUGAACUCUGGAGCUGCCCGGUUGGAACACUCGAGCCCGAUGGCUGCCAGCUGACCUUUGACCCUCGACCGCCAGGAUGAUGUCGGUCAGAGAGCGGCUUCGCCAGAACAUCUCGGCCGCCUUCUACCGGCAUGGCCUGCUCUGCGCCUCCUACCCAGUUCCCAUCAUCCUCUUUACCUCCGCAAGCAUCCUGGCCUGCUGUUACCCGCUGUUGAAGUUGCCCCUGCCGGGAACAGGUCCUGUAGAGUUCACCACUGGGGUGAAGGAUUACUCCGUCCCUUACCAUGAGGCCCAGAGUGACCUGGGCGAGCGUCCUGAUUGGUAUCACGGCGCUCCGGUCGCUUACAUCCAGCAGGUGCUAGUGAAGGCGGCCGUGUCUCCGUGGGACAGCAGCUUGGUGCCAGUGGACGUUUUCCGCUCGCCGCUCGGCCGAGUCUUCGGCCUCGUGGAGGAGAUUCGUGACCACGUUUACGCCGACAGAGGAUUGGAGACUCUGUGUCUCCAGGUGACUGACCUGUUGCCGGGGUUACGGCGCAUGCAGUCUGUGCUUCCCGAACAUGGCUGUCUGCUAGUUUCCCCUGGCAACUACUGGCAGAACCGGCAGGACGUGUUCGACUCGGAUCCGGACAUCCUUAAGACCAUCCAGCAGCACGAACCCAAAGGCCUGCACACAUCCGCCACACUGAAAGACCUGCUGUUCGGUGUCCCAGGGAAAAGCACAGGCGUGAGUCUGUACAGUAAAAAGCGAGUGGUCACGUACACCAUCACCAUCGCCUUCAGCAGUUAUGACUCCAGGUUUGUCGGCAGCCUGCGUGCCCGUCUGAAGCAGCUCCAUCCGUCGCUCAACUGCAGCCUGCGUGAGGAUCACAUGGUGCACGUUCACUUCAAAGAAGAGAUCGGCAUCGCUGAACUCAUCCCCCUCGUCACCACCUACAUCAUCCUCUUCGCCUACAUCUACUUCUCCACCCGGAAGAUCGACAUGGUGAAGUCUAAGUGGGGUUUGGCCUUGGCUGCCGUGGUAACAGUGCUAAGCUCUCUGCUCAUGUCUGUAGGACUCUGCACUCUGUUUGGCCUCACACCUACACUCAACGGAGGGGAGAUCUUUCCAUACCUCGUGGUGGUGAUUGGGAUCGAGAAUGUUCUGGUCCUCACCAAGUCUGUGGUGUCCACUCCGGUGGACCUGGAGGUCAAACUUCGAAUUGCUCAAGGUCUGAGCAGUGAGAGCUGGUCCAUCAUGAAGAACAUGGCCACUGAGCUGGUCAUCAUCUUGAUUGGAUACUUCACCUUAGUUCCUGCUAUUCAGGAGUUCUGUCUGUUCGCUGUGGUGGGUCUCGUCUCCGAUUUCUUCCUGCAGAUGUUCUUCUUCACCACUGUACUCUCCAUCGACAUUCGCCGCAUGGAGCUGGCUGAUCUGAAUAGGCGUCUUCCAGCCGAGGCAGGAAUGCCCCCUCCUAAACCUGCCCCCUUACGCCACAGAGAAGCCCCGCCCCCUCCCCGUCCCUCUCCCCACACCAUCACCCUUCAGGCCCCGGCGUUCAGGAACCUGCGCUUACCCAAAAGGCUCCGCGUGAUCUACUUCUUGGCACGGACUCGCCUGGCACAACGCAUUAUCAUGGUCGGCACUGUCAUCUGGAUCGGAAUCCUGGUGUACACCGAUCCUGCCGGUCUGAGGACGUACCUGGCCGCUCAGGUGUCUGAACAGAGCCCUUUAGGAGAAGCGGGACUUCCUCCUCACCUGGGCGUGGCUCCUGUGUUCCCAGGCAGGGAUCCGACUAGCACCCUGAGUGUCCUGUCUGUUCCGGAUCCUACCCCUGUGCCUGAGAACCAGUCACAGGGAGCAGAUGCCCCAGGUCCCAUCCCACUGGUCAGCCCCCAGAUUACGUGGGGCUCUGAGGAUGAGGAGGUGUGGAGGCGACUGUCAUUCCGUUACUGGCCCUCACUCUUCGGCUACUAUAACAUCACGCUGGCUAAGAGGUAUAUCAGCAUUCUGCCCGUCAUCCCUGUAACGCUGCACCUGAGCCCUCAGGAAGCUGUUGAGAUGCGACACCCUCAGGAUACCCAGCAUGCACCACGGGUCAACGCCAGAACCACGCAGCUCCAAACUGACCUCACGCUGUACAAGGUUGCUGCUCUGGGCCUCUUUGCUGGGGUUCUCCUGGUUCUCCUGCUCUUCUGUCUCUAUCGUGUUCUUUGUCCUCGUAACUACGGACAGAAUGGAGUCCAACAUGGUCGUCGUCGCCGUGGAGACCUACCCUGCGAUGAGUACGGCUACUCGCCGCCAGUCAGCGAGAUCUCGCCCCUGCUGCUGAGAGGCCAUAGCAUGGAUAUUGAAUGUUUAGCGAGUGAUGGUAUGCUGCUGGCCAGCUGCUGUUUAGCAGGACAGAUUCGCGUGUGGGACGCACAGACAGGGGACUGUCUCACUGUCAUACCUAAUAACGGUUUGAGGAGGAGCAGCAGUAGUGGAUGUUGGGAUCAGCGUGAUGGCUGGGAUCACUACGAUCCUGACUCCUCCCCCAGGGCGGAGUCUUGCACCACGUCCACACCCGUCAGCGAGUACGCAGUGCGCCGGAGGCCGACCCGCCCCGCCCUAUUUGUGGACCAGCCGGACCUCACGGCGCUCAUAGACACCAACUUCAGCGAGCUGCCGGCGUCACACAUGCCCUCAGACUGCGGGUUCGACUUCGGCGGCCUGGUGCAGAAGGCGUAUAAAGAACAUGCGGCACCUCCGGCAACAAUGCCCACACCGCUUCCCCCGACUCCGCCCACUCCUCCAGCCCCGCCCAUCGAGAGGCUGAGCAUGCCAUCCGGAGACUGGGAGAGCUCGGUGUGGUCCAUGGAGCUCAGGGGGAACCUGAUCGCUGCAGGGAGGAGCAACGGCAAACUGGAGUUGUGGGACGCUGUGGAGGGACUGCUGCGGUGCUGCAAUGAAGAUGGAUCAUCAGGAAUCACCGCACUGGCUUUCCUGAAUAAUAGGAUUGUUGCAGCACGUCUGAAUGGUUCUCUAGAUUUUUUCACUGUGGACAUCAACAAACCGCUGGGUUUACUGCAGCACCGAGGCCCCCCGAGUUGUAGUAGUCUGCCACCAUCACCCUGUUACAGCAGUGAUGAUGUCAUCAGCUGUCAGCUAACACGCUCGGUUCAGUGCGCUCAUCAGAAACCCAUCACUGUGCUCAAAGCUGCAGCAGGUCGAGUCGUCACUGGCAGCCAGGACCACACUGUCAGAGUGUAUCGUCUGGAAGAUUCCUGCUGCCUCUUCACCCUACAGGGUCACUCAGGUGGCAUCACCGCCAUUUACAUAGACCAGACUAUGGUCCUGGCCAGCGGAGGGCAGGACGGUGCCAUCUUCUUAUGGGACGUCCUGACAGGAAGUCGCGUGAGCCAUGUUUAUGGUCACCGUGGCGAUGUUACGUCACUGGUCUGCACUACUUCCUGUGUGAUCAGCAGCGGGUUGGAUGACCUCAUCUGCAUCUGGGACCGGAGCACCGGCAUCAAGCUUUACUCCAUACAGCAGGAAGUGGGCUGUGGCGCCAGUCUGGCUGUGAUCUCAGAGAGUUUAUUAGUGACCGGAGGUAACGGAUGCGUGUCCUUCUGGGACCUGAACUACGGGGACCUGCUGCAGACGGUGUAUCUGGGUCAGAACAGCGAGGGGCAGCAUGUGCGGCAGCUCCUCGUGCUCGAAAACGCCGCCAUUGUGUGUGACUUUGGCAGUGAGCUCAGCCUCGUCUACGUGCCCUCUGUACUGGAGAAGCUGGACUAAACACACACACACAGACAUUUAGAAGUAUGUGUGAUCUGAUGGACCGUUGUCUCUCCCUGCUUAGCCUGGAUUGAGAGUCUGGUUUUAUUCCUACUCUCUUCUGAAAUGAUAUACUUCCUGUUUCAUGGUGGAAAAGUAGGAAUCGAUGAUUUGGACAGAAAGUGUGUGUGCGUUCACGCGCAUGAGAGUGAGUGUUAAAGCUCUGGGGAUUUUAUUUUUAAAUAACUUGCCAGUAGUGAAACAAAACUAGGGCAUAAAAUCAGUGUGUGUUCGCGAGUUCCUGCUGUUUUCCUCUCUAAUGGAAGAGCUUUUUUAUAUUUUUUGCUAGAAAAAGACUAAAAAAUCAAAUUGCAGUGCAUUUUUACUCGCAGGGCGAACAUCGCUGCCUGAAAAAAGAGGUGUGUGUGUGUGUGUGUGUGUGUAGGAGGAUAUAGAAGUUUACAUGGAGAAUAACUGCUGAUUUUGUGUGUGUGUGUGUACAGGUGGUGUGUUGAGUGAAUGACGAGGAACACGUGUCAUUUUUUUAAUAUUUAAAAAAGAAAUCCAUUAUUUAUUAGUGAUAAAUUCUAACCAUUUGUACGAAAAUGCUAAGCUCCUAUAUUACUGUCAGAUCUUUACUGUAUAAAAAGCACUGACUAAUUGAAUCUUUAAUUAUAGAAUAUUCAUUUGGACAGUGAGGGUCUGAAUUUCUUUAAUUGUAAAAAAAAUUUUUAUUUCUGGACGGGAGAAAUGAGACAGUCCUACUACUGACUUUCUUCUAUGUUAGAGAUGGAAACCUCAGGCAUAUGAUACGAUUCCGAUUCUUAACACAAUGACCUGAUUUAUUUUUUUUCCCGAUCUUGCCUCAUCUGCUACAACAAAUUUUGAUCGAGUAGCCACUGGUGACUGACCGCUUAUUCACAAAUGACAGACAAUUCUGAUAAUAAUCAGUUUUAAGAUUUGAUCCACAUCAUCCGAACCUUCCAUGUUCCUACUACCACCUAAAAACUCGGAAUCCCCGCCCACUUUCCUUCACUUGUUAAGUUCAUUUUAAAGUUUCCUCUCUGUUUGUUUUGUUGUAGAAAUGCAGUCAGAGAUUAGGGAUGUGCUGAUGAUCAGUUACACACUGCAUCAUGAUAUAACAUUACCAGUGUGGCCUCUACAGGAGGAUUGAACCGGACCUUCUCGCCACAGUCCAGGUUUGAUUACGCUAAAGUGCAGGCUUAAUAUAGUCAUGGAAUAUAUACAUACGUGUGUGUGUGUGUAUAUAUACACGAUCAGGCAUAACAUUAUGACCACCUGCCUAAUGUUGGUCCACCUUUUGCUGCUGACACAGCCCUGACCUGUCCUGCACUGUGUAUUCUGACACCUUUCUAUCAGAACCAGCAUUAACUUCUUCAGCAGUUUGAGCAACAGUAGCUCAUCUGUUGGAUCGGAUCACACGGUCCAGCCAGUGAGUCUCGGCCGCCCAUGACCCGGUCACCACUGUUCCUUCCUUGGACCACUUUUGAUAAAUACUGACCACUGCAGACCAGGAACACCCCACAAGAGCUGCAGUUUUGGAGAUGCUCUGAUCCAGUGGUCUAUCAGUCUUAUCAGUUUUAAUCACUUCACCUCUCAGGGGUCAUAAUGUUCUGCCUGAUCGGUGUAUUUUCUAUGUGCACACUGGAGUAGAAUGUGUCCUGUGAUUGUUUCUUUGUUAUAUGAUGCACUUCUGAGGACACAGGUGAGAAAGGGAACAAGGGUUAGGGUUAGAUAGAUUAUUCUGUCUCGACUCUCAGCAGGAGACAGCACGCACGAGGACCAGGGAAAAACACGUCUGGGAAAGGAGUCAUCUGUUAGCAUGAUGAUGUGCUCGCAUGAUUGUCACUGUAUGACCAACUUUUUUUUGUUGUUUUUUGUUUUUUUAUUGAACGUUUUUUUGUUCCUUUUAUUUAUUCACUUUCUUCUCACCUCAACGUCUGCUCGUUAAAGCAGAUAAUCACAGAAGACUCCGGGAGAAAACGUUUCCAUUAUAAACACUACACGUCUAACUGACCUAAUCGAUAUAUAUUUUUUAAAGCCUCCUUUCAAAUUUUGACCGAAUUGUAAUUUUAGUCGUCGUUUUUAGUUCAGCAACAUGUACUGCACUGCACUCACACCCGCAAGUAGAAACGCACAAAACAGCACAGACUCGUUAACUUAUUAGCAAUACGAAUGUAAAUAUUAAGUUACUGCGUGGACAGAUUUAGGAUGUGUGUGUGUUUACUGUUUCCAAAUCUGUGAAGUUUGUUGGUAGAAAUGUGAAUUUGUUCAUUUUGUGUGUGUGUGUGUGUAUGUUUAGAUGAGUUCAGAUGAUUGUAGCGCAGGUCCCGGGGUUAUCACAGUGAUGAGCUCUGUGUGUAAGUCUAUGUCUCAGUAAGCAGGGUUAGGCUGAUUUUUGGAAGCUUUGCCAUGACCAAAAAAAUUCUAAAAUCAGCUAAAUUCUGCUCGCCUUGUAGUCGCUUUCUGGCAACCAGGAGAGAUUAGCGGUUAAAAAUGCUGACGAUUGAGGAAAAAAACCUCCCAAGUGUGAAAGCAGCCUUUAAGCAUGUUUAGUGUUUGAGCUUUAAUAAUUUAAUUUUAAAGGAUCAGUUCAAUGGGUUUGAUUAAUGCACCUUCCAUUCCAAGUUUGGGUUUAUCAAUCAAAAUAAUUCGUUUUUUUUUUCCUCACUAAAAACAGGAAUUUAGACCAAACUUGGGUCCGUUAAACUUAAGCAACAGCGGGAACAACUGUUAAAGUGAUCACAUCAUCGUUACAACCGUAACACAACUCAGAUUGUUCUGGUAUCUACAUGAUAUUGCCAAAAGUUUUGGGACACCCCUCCAAAUCAUUGAAUUCAGCUGUUAUUUUUCGGGGUUGGGCUCGGCCCCUUAGUUCCAGUGAAAGGAACUCUUAAUACUUCAGCUUCAUACCAAGACAUUUUGGACAAUUUCAUGCUUUGUGGGAACAGUUUGGGGAUGACCCCUUCCUGUUCCAACAUGGAUCAGGUAGAGGGAAGGACUCUGAACUUCCUUGACACCAAACUCACUCAUCCAUGUCUUUAUGGAGCUUGCUUUGUUCACUGGUGUGCAGUCAUGUUGGAACAGGAAGGGGUCAUCCCCAAACUGUUCCCACAAAGCAUGAAAUUGUCCAAAAUGUCUUGGUAUGAAGCUGAAGCAUUAAGAGUUCCUUUCACUGGAGUUAAGGGGCCGAGUCCAACCCCUGAAAUCAAUGUUUUUAAGGGGUGUCCCAAAACUUUUGGUAAUAUAGUGUAUUUGUGUGACGCAAGUUACACAAGUUGCUGUUAACCAAGUUGCUGUAAACAGAAGGCCAAUCAGAUGCCAUGCUUCAGCUUAUCUGAGGUACCAAAAAUAUAAACAUUGUGCUGGCUCCUUUGGAACUGCACUAGAAGAGGAAAAAUUUGUUUUUUCUGGUGCUCUAGGCUCUUUGUAUAGUGAAUAAAGACAUGCAGAUUAAUUAAAGCUGUUAAUUAAGGGUAGGUAAUGUUGAUGCAAGAAACAAUCUUCUGACCGACUAAACGUUUCUCAAACACGGCUUGUGGUGGGGCCUGGAAAUCUGGAAAAUCUUGGAAAAUUAAAGGUAAUUGGUGGGGGCAAUUGUUAAGUUAGAGCCAAGAUACUAGUAAGGUUCUCCAUCAGUUGCAUUAGACAGUCCCUUAGUUUCAGCUUCUAAUGAAUGUGAAAGCUCAAUGUGAACAGUCUGAAUUUUUCAAAAUCUUUUUUUCAUAGAAACUUCAGGAACCUUUCUCGAGGCAGGCUGAAUUCCAUUAAACUCAGCGGUCUCAUAUUGUCCAAAUCUUUUACUGUUCUACAAUUUUUGCCAUUCGUGGAAAACGAUGCUUAGAAACAUCCUUAAUAGGAUUAUGAAUCAAAAUGGUCCCAGAGAUUUGUAGGCCAGACUUGCAAAUGCUGGAAUGUUGCACCAUGUAUAUAAAGUAUGGAGAUUUCCAGGAGGCUAUAACUAAUACUCUGUUCUAUUUUUUAACAUUGGGUGGGAAAAGGUCUUUGUACUAAUUUGCAAAUAAAAAAGGUUUUUAUA